Molecule: messenger RNA, 180 nt
Organism: Dovyalis caffra
Lineage: Eukaryota; Viridiplantae; Streptophyta; Magnoliopsida; Malpighiales; Salicaceae
Source: the annotation of a GenBank genome assembly
AUGGAACAACAACAACAAAAAUUGGGUCGUGAGAGAGGUGGCAAUAAGCUUGUUGAACAUUAUCAAGCUCGACUAGCCUAUAAGCAUGAGAAUGAACAAGCUUGGUUAGAGGAUGCCCUUCCUGAUACUGAAUCUAUAAUAAUCCUGGACGUAUUUCUCAUUCUUAAUCAUGAAGAUUGA